This is a messenger RNA of Physeter macrocephalus (sperm whale), 4342 nucleotides long. It is a transcript of the gene PCDH19, whose product is annotated as protocadherin 19. NCBI's taxonomy places the organism in Eukaryota, Metazoa, Chordata, Mammalia, Artiodactyla, Physeteridae. Gene Ontology annotation, biological process: homophilic cell-cell adhesion. The transcript is spliced from 6 exons. The record is from RefSeq and is a predicted model, not a curated record. Gene Ontology annotation, molecular function: calcium ion binding. The coding region runs from base 1 to 3438 and encodes 1145 amino acids. Gene Ontology annotation, cellular component: plasma membrane.
AUGGAGUCGCUCCUGCUGCCGGUGCUGCUGCUGUUGGCUGUACUGUGGACACAGGCGGCCGCCCUCAUUAACCUCAAGUACUCGGUAGAAGAGGAGCAGCGCGCCGGGACGGUGAUCGCCAACGUGGCAAAGGACGCCCGCGAGGCGGGCUUCGCACUGGACCCACGGCAGGCCUCUGCCUUUCGUGUGGUGUCCAACUCCGCUCCGCACCUGGUGGACAUCAACCCCAGCUCGGGCCUGUUGGUCACCAAGCAGAAGAUCGACCGUGACAUGUUGUGCCGCCAGAGCCCCAAAUGCAUCAUCUCGCUCGAGGUCAUGUCCAGCUCAAUGGAGAUCUGCGUGAUUAAGGUGGAGAUCAAGGACCUGAAUGACAACGCGCCCAGCUUCCCGGCGGCACAGAUUGAGCUGGAGAUCUCAGAGGCGGCCAGCCCCGGGACGCGCAUCCCGCUGGACAGCGCCUAUGACCCGGACUCGGGCAGCUUCGGCGUGCAGACGUACGAGCUCACGCCUAACGAGCUAUUUGGCCUGGAGAUCAAGACGCGCGGCGACGGCUCACGCUUUGCGGAACUCGUGGUGGAGAAGAGUCUGGACCGGGAGACGCAGUCGCACUACAGCUUUCGCAUCACUGCGCUCGACGGCGGCGACCCGCCGCACCUGGGCACUGUUGGCCUCAGCAUCAAGGUGACCGACUCCAAUGACAACAACCCUGUGUUUGGCGAGUCCACCUAUUCAGUGACCGUGCCAGAGAACUCACCUCCCAACACGCCUGUCAUCCGUCUCAACGCCAGUGACCCAGACGAAGGCACCAAUGGCCAGGUGGUCUACUCCUUCUAUGGCUACGUCAACGACCGCACUCGAGAACUCUUCCAGAUCGACCCGCACAGCGGCCUGGUCACGGUCACUGGUGCCCUAGACUAUGAAGAGGGCCAUGUGUACGAACUGGAUGUGCAGGCCAAGGACCUGGGGCCCAACUCCAUCCCGGCACACUGCAAGGUCACCGUCAGCGUUCUGGACACCAAUGACAACCCGCCCGUCAUCAACCUGCUGUCGGUCAACAGCGAGCUGGUGGAGGUGAGCGAGAGCGCCCCCCCGGGCUACGUGAUUGCACUGGUGCGGGUGUCUGAUCGAGACUCCGGCCUCAAUGGGCGCGUGCAGUGCCGUUUGCUGGGCAACGUGCCCUUUCGGCUGCAGGAGUAUGAAAGCUUCUCCACUAUCCUGGUGGACGGACGGCUGGACCGCGAGCAGCACGACCAGUACAAUCUCACGAUCCAGGCGCGCGACGGCGGCGUGCCCAUGCUGCAGAGUUCCAAGUCCUUUACCGUGCGCAUCACCGACGAGAACGACAACCACCCGCACUUCUCCAAGCCCUACUACCAGGUCAUUGUGCAGGAGAACAACACUCCCGGUGCCUAUCUGCUCUCUGUGUCGGCCCGAGACCCCGACCUGGGUCUCAAUGGCAGUGUUUCCUACCAGAUUGUGCCGUCGCAGGUGCGGGACAUGCCUGUCUUCACCUAUGUCUCCAUCAACCCCAACUCGGGUGACAUCUAUGCACUGCGAUCCUUCAACCACGAGCAGACCAAGGCAUUUGAAUUCAAGGUGCUGGCCAAGGACGGCGGCCUGCCCUCGCUGCAGAGCAACGCCACUGUUCGGGUCAUCAUCCUCGACGUCAAUGACAAUACCCCAGUCAUCACUGCCCCACCCCUGAUCAACGGCACCGCUGAAGUCUACAUACCCCGCAACUCGGGCAUAGGCUACCUGGUGACCGUUGUCAAAGCAGACGACUACGAUGAGGGCGAAAAUGGCCGGGUCACCUAUGACAUGACAGAGGGCGACCGCGGCUUCUUUGAAAUAGACCAGGUCAAUGGCGAGGUCAGAACCACUCGAACCUUCAGCGAGAGCGCCAAAGCUUCCUACGAGCUUAUUGUGGUGGCCCACGACCAUGGCAAGACGUCUCUCUCCGCCUCUGCGCUCGUCCUAAUCUACCUAUCCCCUGCUCUCGACGCCCAAGAGUCGAUGGGCUCGGUGAACUUGUCCUUGAUUUUCAUUAUCGCCCUGGGCUCCAUUGCUGGCAUCCUCUUUGUCACUAUGAUCUUUGUGGCGAUCAAGUGCAAGAGAGACAACAAAGAAAUCCGGACCUACAACUGCAGUAAUUGUUUAACCAUCACUUGUCUCCUUGGCUGUUUUAAAAAAGGGCAAAACAGCAAGUGUCUGCAUUGCAUCUUGGUUUCUCCCAUUAGCGAGGAGCAAGACAAAAAGGCUGAGGAGAAAGUGAGCCUAAGGGGAAAGAGAAUCGCUGAGUACUCCUAUGGGCAUCAAAAGAAAUCAAGCAAGAAGAAAAAAAUCAAUAAGAAUGACAUCCGCCUGGUACCCCGGGAUGUGGAGGAGACAGACAAGAUGAACGUUGUCAGUUGCUCCUCCCUGACCUCGUCCCUCAACUAUUUCGACUACCACCAGCAGACCCUUCCUCUGGGCUGCCGCCGCUCUGAGAGCACUUUCUUGAAUGUGGAAAACCAGAAUACCCGCAAUACCAGCGCCAACCACAUCUACCAUCACUCUUUCAACAGCCAGGGCCCCCAGCAACCAGACCUGAUCAUCAACGGUGUGCCUCUGCCCGAGACUGAAAACUAUUCUUUUGACUCCAACUACGUGAACAGCCGAGCCCAUUUAAUCAAAAGCAGCUCCACCUUCAAGGACUUAGAGGGCAACAGCCUGAAGGAUAGCGGCCAUGAGGAGAGUGACCAGACCGACAGUGAGCAUGAUGUCCAGCGAAGCCUGUAUUGUGACACUGCUGUCAAUGAUGUGCUGAACACCAGUGUGACCUCCAUGGGAUCUCAGAUGCCUGACCAUGAUCAGAAUGAAGGAUUUCAUUGCAGGGAAGAAUGCCGGAUUCUUGGCCACUCUGACAGGUGCUGGAUGCCCCGGAACCCCAUGCCCACCCGCUCCAAGUCCCCUGAGCAUGUGAGGAACAUCAUUGCACUGUCCAUUGAAGCUACUGCUGCCGAUGUUGAAGCUUAUGAUGACUGCGGCCCCACCAAGCGGACUUUUGCAACCUUUGGAAAGGAUGUCAGCGACCACCCAGCUGAGGAGAGGCCCACCCUGAAAGGCAGGAGGACUGUUGAUGUGACCAUCUGCAGCCCCAAAGUCAACGGCGCUAUCCGGGAGGCAGGCAAUGGCUGUGAGGCUAUUAGCCCUGUCACCUCCCCUCUGCACCUCAAGAGCCCUCUGCCUACUAAGCCUUCUGUGUCUUACAGCGUUGCCCUGGCGCCCCCGGCCCGCGAUCUGGAGCAGUAUGUCAACAACGGCCCUUCUCGUCCCUCUGAAGCUGAACCCCGUGGAGCUGAUGGCGAGAAAGUCGUGCAUGAGGUCAACCCUAUUCUGAAGGAAGGUCGAGACAAAGAGUCUCCUGGCGUGAAGCGUCUGAAGGAUAUCGUUCUCUAAAUCAGUCUUGGGGAAGAAGAGAGAGAAACCAUGCUGGCUAGCAAAGAAGCAGGAGCUGAUCGUUUUAAUUGCUCACCAAUGGUUGGUUCUUGAGUGGCUGUAUUUCAGAGCUUUCCCUAAAUGUAUUGUUUAUAAGUGACUAUCACUCUGUGACAAUCCUUCUCGUUUCAACAGGCAGCAGGGGUGUUCCGUUGAAGCAAAUUAGCUUUGGCUUGAGUUGUUCAUGGAGCCUUGAUGUUGGGGAAACAGAGACAAAUUCAGUUGUGAAAAGUAUUAUGUAUUAAGUGUUUGGAUUUAUAUAUUUUUGUAUGUCAAAAUUAUAAUAAAAAUUACCAUUGUUUGUGAAGGAUUACAUUUUAAAAAAGCAAAAAAAAAAAAAAAAGCUCUGGACACCUUUAAUAGGCUCGCAACCGUUUUGUAGUGUAGACAAGUUAAUGGUCAUUUAUUGUGUACUAUUCAUUGAUUCAGUGAUGUGAAAUCAAGCCCCCAAAUGGUUGUUUCUGAAGCUCGAGUACUUUCCGAUGCCGCUACUUUGCUGUGGACAUCCCUGCUUUAAGAACCCUUUUGCUAGCUGUGCUAUUGUCAUAUUUGAUGUUGCAAAUUGCUAUGUGUGUGGUGAUGGCAAAAGGCUUUUAGAAGUUGGUGUUUUUUUCUUAAAAAACUAAAAUAAAACUACAGAUAAAAACAAAGUGCAAACAACUGAGACAACAAGUGAAUGAGUAACACCACACAUAUAGAUUGAGUACUUGGAGGAUACUCACUCACAGAGUCUACCCACGGAGUGGUUGCUCACCACGUUGCAGGGUAUUUUUCCUGACUUUCAGUCUUCUGCCCAGAUCCAUGAUAGAUCAUUGCAGAAAGACAUUUUUGGAUAUUCUGCUAUCUAAUUUGCAGCUGUCAGAAA